AUGCGCGUCGGCGGUACAGUAUGUGCUGCCUUGCUGCGACCUGCUGACGCCGUUGACGCGCGGGAAUGUGCUGCGCAUUCCGCCCACGGUGCACAUUCCGCCGACGCUGCACAUUCCGCCGACGCUGCACAUUCCGCCGACGCUGCACAUUCCGCCGACGCUGCACAUUCCGCCGACGCUGCACAUUCCGCCGACGCUGCGCAUUCCGCCGACGCUGCACAUUCCGCCGACGCUGCGUAUUCCGCCGACGCUGCACAUUCCGCCGACGCUGCGCAUUCCGCCGACGCUGCGCAUUCCGCCGACGCUGCACAAUCCGCCGACACAGCAGAUUCCGCCGAUGCUGCAGGUUGCGAUGCUGGAGAGUCUAAUGCUGUAGGGUCCGACUCUGCACAUUCUGAUGCUGCACGUUGCGAUGUUGCGGAAUCCGACGUUGCAGCCGCAGUUUGCGAUUUGGCACAAUCGGCCGCUUUAGGCGUCACUUGA
Closterium sp. Yama58-4 is the source of this 483-nucleotide messenger RNA. Lineage: Eukaryota; Viridiplantae; Streptophyta; Zygnematophyceae; Desmidiales; Closteriaceae. The record is from the annotation of a GenBank genome assembly.